AGGUUAUGAAGGAAUCACAGGUGGAUGAGAUUAGAUUGGUGACCGGGUCCGCUGAGUCCGCAGCACUCAGACUACGUGUUCCUCUGCAGCAGGUGCAGGCCCAGCAGUCACCAUUUCUGAUAACUUCCACAUGGAUUCUGAUGGCAGUGACUCUUCAGACUCAGAGUCUGAUCUCCUGCUGGGCUUUCUGGACAGUCUGGACCCAGAAAUGUUUCUCAGAUAUACUGAUUCAGAGUCAACAUGCCUGGAAAAGCUGGAGGAAGAGAUCUGUGGAGAAACAAAUUCCAUACCAGCCUCCCCCUCUCCGUCUGUGGGGUCCCCAUCAGCUAAGCUGGAGGCCAUUAAUGAACUCAUAAGGUUUGAUCAUGUGUACACAAAGCCCCUAAUGCUGGAGAUUCCUGUUAAAAUGGGGAACCAAACCAAUAUGCUAGUGAAAAUUGAAGAAGUAUCUCUCUCUCCAUUUGAAGACAAAGAUAUCCCUGAGGUUCCAGUGAAAGAGGAACCUGUAGACAGCUUCAUGCCUGAGCUGGGCAUCUCUCAUCUGCUUUCCUCUCAUCAUAGCCUUGCAGCCUCAAACUGUCUGUUGGAUGCCUGUAGUGACUCUGGGUAUGAAGGAUCCCUGUCACCCUUCAGUGACAUGUCUUCUCCACUUGAUACUGACCAUGCUUGGGAGGAUAGCUUUGCCAAUGAACGCUUUCCCCAGCUGAUCAGUGUCUGACUCCCCUUGGAUAACUCUCCUGGCAGGAUAAUGGGAUAUGCCCCUUUGCGGGGUGGAAGGGAAAUGGGGCAUAUUCAGAAAAGCAU
Messenger RNA from Pterocles gutturalis (yellow-throated sandgrouse), 804 nucleotides. RefSeq names its product X-box binding protein 1 (gene XBP1). The transcript is spliced from 2 exons. NCBI's taxonomy places the organism in Eukaryota, Metazoa, Chordata, Aves, Pterocliformes, Pteroclidae. The record is from RefSeq and is a predicted model, not a curated record. Bases 131 to 718 code for a protein of 195 amino acids.